Xenopus tropicalis (tropical clawed frog) is the source of this 4381-nucleotide messenger RNA. RefSeq lists its product as uncharacterized. The transcript is spliced from 11 exons. Bases 128 to 2617 code for a protein of 829 amino acids. Lineage: Eukaryota; Metazoa; Chordata; Amphibia; Anura; Pipidae. The record is from RefSeq and is a predicted model, not a curated record.
GCAGUGGUACCGCCGGGCGGAUACAUUGGAACAAAAGGGGGUGAUACCAUGUAUCGAUCCGGGGAGGGGCGGUUCCCACAUAUUCCCGGCGCUUUCACUUUCAGUUUGUGGGAAUCAGUCGGGAAAUAUGGGGCCGGUCUGUCUGGGGCUGUUCCUUCUUGUGCCCGGGGCGGUUUCAGUACUGGAAGUGUUCGCUCCUCCGACCCAACAGACUUUUUUGGGAUCCAAUGUGCUCCUGCCCUGCACAUUUCAGGUGGAAAACUCCCAGAUUCUGCCCAAUUUCCUUGCUGUAUUCUGGUACAUUGGGGAUAAAGAGAUUUUCAGAUAUGACAACAAGGGCAAGAGCAUCAGCCACUCGAGGGUGACGGCCGAUGAGAAGGGCUUCCCUCAGGGCAAUGCCUCCAUCACUCUCUCCAACGUGGCCAUCUCCGACCAGGGGACCUACAGGUGUCUGGUCAUCCACAGUCCCAGCAGGAAGGAGAAGGACAUCACUGUCAAGGUUCAAGCCAUUCCAGGGGUCCAUAUAAUGAAGAAAGCCCUCAUUAAGCAAGAGGAGGGGGUGCUCCAGUGUUUGGUCACUGAUUACUACCCGCCCCUCGUCACUGUGACUUGGCUGCUGAAUGGAAAGCCUUCGCCUGGGUCUGUUCUGGGAACACCCCGGGAGAAUAUGGAUGGAACGUUCCGAGUGAACAGCACUUUGACUCUCUCCCCCUCGGAGACCCAAAGUGACCUGGUUAUUGGGUGUCAGGUGCAACAUGAGUCCCAUCCUCAACCUCUGGCUGACAGUUUUAAAGUUGUAUAUGGAGUCCCUCCGUCAGUGCGAAUGUUCUCUUCCAAGGUUGAGGGGCACCUAGAGCAGAUCUUUGUGUGUGAAGCAAGUGGCUUCUCCCCAGAGCCGGUGCAGAUAAAGUGGCUUGUGGAUGGGAUGAGGGUCGAGGAACCCAAGAAAAGUGAAAGUGGGGGGUUUAUAAAGGAGUCACAUUACCGGAUCCCCUCAGGUCCUGGGAACCAACUGGCAAAGAUCACGUGUGAGGCCUAUCAUGAGACUUUGCACCAACCGGUCACUGAGACACUACAGAUUGCAAAAAGUUACAGGCACUAUUAUUGCACUGGGGCCGCCAUAUUGUUCAUUCUCUUGGUCAUCCUGUGCUUAGUCAAAAGUCUCCAGAACUUCCCAGUGAGUUCCAUACACACCUUGAUGUCGGACGAUGGAGAGAAGGUGACUCUGUACUGUGUGGCCUCCGACUGCCCAGAGGAACCCCGGGUGACAUGGACAGUGACAGAAGGCAGUGAAACAAAGAAGAAGGUGAUAAGGACCGGGACAGAGACCCGGAGAGAGAAGGGCUCGGUACCAACAAGCCUGACCCAGUCUGGAGAAAGUGAAGCACUGCUUAGUGAGGGACCAUACACCAUGAGAUCAGACAGAUUGGCGGCAGGAGGGCUGCAUGGUGUCCUCUCCACCCUGAGCUUCAAACCCGAUGCCCAGAAACACAAGAACAUUGAGUUUUCCUGCCAGUUUGUCUGUGGGGGGAAGAUCCGAGAGAGGAAAUAUUCCUUCAUAUUACGGCGGCCCAAGGCCUCAGGGCCCAUACAAAUGUCCAUCAUUGAGAAUGAAGUUGUUCUCUGCUCCGUGGCCCUGCAGGAGUUUUAUCCCAAACCAAUCCAGAUCAAGUGGAGCUGUGGGGUUGGAUGUUACCAGGACCUGGAGUCGAAAACACAGAUAAACCCAAUAAGUUCUACCCAAGCGUUUAAUGCUGAGAGUGAGUGUAAGAUCCCUGCCCAACGACUCAAGGAUCCUGGAUUCAAAGUGCGAGUGACUUGGGAACAUGAAUCCAUGACUGGCCCUGAGCAGAAGGAACUGUCUGUACGAGAUGGAGGAUUCCAAUGGCGGCCAUUCAUGGAAGAGAUAAUAACCCCUACCCUGAGACACGGCACAGAGGGCAGAUUCCAGUGUAAGAUCUGGGGGUAUUUCCCUGAUGCUCUGGAGGUGAAAUGGCUGAGGAGAGAAGCCGGGGGGCAGGAAUUAUUGUCUGUGUCUCCCAGUGAGAAAUACAAGAUCCCAGAGAUGGAGCAGAAGAGAGAAGCUGAUGGGACCUUCUCCUGCACAGCCGCCCUCAUUGUCUCUGUGUCGGGUAAAAGUGACAAUGAAACAGAAUUUAUCUGCCGGGUGGGGCACUCCAGUCUGAGGGAACCCCUAGAGAAAAGCACCGGGGCCCUCAGUGUGGGAGGGGCCCCGGUUAUAAGGAGCAUCACCCGCACAGGGGGAAAAAUAACAGCAGAAAUAGACCAGUUCUACCCACAGGGCAUUACAGUGACUUGGAGUCGGACUAAGGAAGGGAAGGAUGACAAAUAUGAAGAGUAUGAAGCCCCCCGUAUCAGUACUGAGCCCCCCACUAACAGUGACGGCACCUACAGGAUAAUCAGCUCCUGUGAUACAAAGGGGAAAGUUAAGAAAGAGAAACAUAUCAAGCUGCGAGUGGAACACGAGGCUCUGGGGACCCCCAUUGAGAGGAUCAUUCUGCAUAAAGAAGGGAAGUAUUAUGAGCAGCGCGGGGACCAGAACAUUCCUGUGCCAGAACAUAAGGAGAAGAAAACAUCAUCACAAAAGAAGAAGUAAAGUGUGCCGAGGCCGCUGUAUGGGCAGGUGGGGAGAAUCCUGGAUCAGAGAUGGAGCUGCUACUUAUUCCAUUGACAUUGAGAAGACCCCCAGGAUGGGACAUUUUACACUGCUGCGAAUACAUAUGGGGGGAAGGCCUUAUACAAGGAUAAAGCAUGUUUUUAUCCAGUGCCCCUCUGCCCAUAGUCCCACUGUUUAAUCCCCCAGUUACCCAGGAGUGGGGCAAAAUACUGAGGAACAUCUCCCAAUCUCCUGCCGGUGCUCUUCUGCCCAUAGUCCCACUCUUUAUCUCCCAGUUACCCAGGAGUGGGGCAAAAUACUGAGGAACAUCUCCCAAUCUCCUGCCGGUGCUCUUCUGCCCAUAGUCCCACUCUUUAUCUCCCAGUUACCCAGGAGGGGGGCAGAAUACUGAGGAACACCUCCCAAUCUCCUGCCGGUGCUCUUCUGCCCAUAGUCCCACUCUUUAUCUCCCAGUUACCCAGGAGGGGGGCAGAAUACUGAGGAACACCUCCCAAUCUCCUGCCGGUGCUCUUCUGCCCAUAGUCCCACUCUUUAUCUCCCAGUUACCCAGGAGUGGGGCAAAAUACUGAGGAACAUCUCCCAAUCUCCUGCCGGUGCUCUUCUGCCCAUAGUCCCACUCUUUAUCUCCCAGUUACCCAGGAGUGGGGCAGAAUACUGAGGAACACCUCCCAAUCUCCUGCCGGUGCCUUUUCUCUCCAGACUCCCAGUUUCCUUGGGAUAAAUUCAGCAAUUUCUGGAUUUGGGGAUGUGAUAGACACAGGGAAGAGGCUUCCGGCAGAGAAGGUUGGAACUAAAGUCACUAAAGGGGAUCCAACCCCCGUGGGAGAGAACUAAAGCCAUGUAAGGGUUAAUACAAAACUGCCCCGCCCCUUUUUUAUGAGUCAGUAGCCCCUUGUCUCACCCAUUUCGCUCUCUUGCUGCCACUUUGUACCUUUGUACCAUUCCCAGCCCAGUUUGGGUUACUGCCCACCCCUCCAUGUGUUGGUUCUGUAUCAAGCCAAGCCCCACCCUCUUAAAGGGGAAGGAGAGAGUCGGCUACAAGUUGGUCUCUGAGCAAAGUCAUUGGCUGAUAUCUGGGUAGGGAGGUUGCACUGCUAACCGGAGUCACCGGAGACAGAAUCUGAAAGCCUUUGCUUAAUACUCAGUGCUGUAAAGUCUAUUGGGGGUAUGUAUUAUAGGGGGCGAAGUUUGCUACAGUUCUUAUCACCUAUAGCAACCAAUCAGCAGGGGGCAUUUACUUAAGGUUGGACUGGGUCAGCGGGACACUAGGUUGAGCCCAGCCCAGAACUGAUCCCUGAUGGGUGUUCCAGGGCCCACAGGUCCCCCUCUCCCUAAGCUCAUGGGGGGGGGGCCAUCGGGGGCGUCUCCUGGAGGUGGGGGUGAUGGGCCCUGCAUCCCGCCCCGGUCUGACCCUGUAUUUACUGGUCCCCUGUUUAAUAUAUUGGUUGCUAUGGGUUACUGCUCCUGGGCAAACGUAAUGCCCUUUAUUACAUAUGGGGGUAGGUACCAGGCUGGGCAGGUUCCCUCUCUGUCAGUCCUUGGGAUUUAACCCUUUGUAUCGGAUGCACCGAAGGGACAUUCAUAUUCACUGCCACUACGUAUAUAUAUAAUAUCUUUGUAUAUCCCUUUGUAUAAUGUGUUAAACCUAUUUACUGUAUUUAUCCCUCAGCAGUAGGCGGGGGGGGGGGGGGGGGUGACACCCACAUAUAAAAGCUGGAUAAUAAAAGCCUUUGAAAAAUUAAA